Molecule: messenger RNA, 888 nt
Organism: Penicillium bovifimosum
Lineage: Eukaryota; Fungi; Ascomycota; Eurotiomycetes; Eurotiales; Aspergillaceae
Product: WW domain binding protein 11
Exons: 1
Coding region: 1-888 (295 amino acids)
Biological process (GO): RNA processing
Source: RefSeq, a predicted model, not a curated record
AUGCCCAAAGACAAAGAGCGCACACUCAACCCAGCCGCCGCGCAGCGGAAACAAGAUAAACAAAAGGAACUUCGGAAAGGCAAAGCAGAGGCACUAGCGCGACGAAAUGAAAAACUAGCACGCCGCAACCCAGAACGAAUCCAGCGCCAAAUCGACAGCUUCAAAGAAGCCCAAGAAUCAGGACAACAACUACGACCACGCGAUAAGGAACUCCUCGAAGCACUGGAAAAGGAUUUACGAGCUGUACUGAAGGCACGCGAAGCUCUCGGUGACAAGGCACCCCGGUUUGAGCACGGCGGCAGAGGAGGCCGCCAGGGGGACGGUGCUCGACGGGGCGGUGGCGACAACGUGCUCGGGAAGCGGCGACGUGGCUCGGAUGAAACACGGAUGCCUCGCGAUAGUGAUAGCAGCGAGACGGACGAGGAUGUGCGAAGCAUACCUAUGCCGCGGGAUACACCGCCGCCGAUCCCGCGCCAGAACCAGCGCAGACGAGAUGGCAAUGCGCCUGCAGACGAGGCUCCUGUGCGCGGUGGUCCGCACCCGCUGCCAUCCCGGCCAACGCCGGUUGUAGAGGCUAAGACUGUUUACGAGGCGAAGCCUCAGAUUCGGGAUCUGCGGCAGGAGGCGACUAGUAAAUUCAUUCCGGCUGCUGUCAGGAUGAAACAGAAGUCUAUCAAGGGGCAAGGGAAAUUGUUGGAACCGGAGGAGAUGGAUAAGCUUGAAAGGGCUGGGUAUAAUGCUGGUCCUGUUCCGGAAACACAGACUGGAGAUUCCCCACAACAUGGGUUGGAUGAACUGGCGUUAUUAGAAGAACAGGAGCGGCGAUUCAGGGAGGAGCGUAAGAUGGUUCAGAUGGAGGAGGUGGAGGAUGAGCAGGCAGGGGCUUAA